AUGCAAAUAAUAACUUCUGAUAAAAUAGGUUUACUACAAUAUGUACAAUGUAAAACUAAAAGUUCUAUUUGUGAACAAAAAAACGAAGCUGACUUAAAAAGAAAAAUCAAUUACAUGACAUGGUCUGGGGGAUAUGGAGGCUAUGAAGAAUCAGAAAUAACAUUAUGUAGAGCUAAUGGUUUAGUUGAAAGUUUUGAAUUUUAUGAAAACGAAGAGAAUCCUCAUAUUAGUGAUACAUCUUUACUAUCAUUUAUAACAUGUAAUAAUUGUAUAUAUACGAAGAUGCUAAACCAUCAUCAUAAUUUAAUAUACGAUGAUUUAUUUAAUAAAAACAAAAAAAUGUACACAAAUUACUUAAAUUUUAUGCCUAUAUAUGAUAAUGAAAAAAUAAAUGGAAUAUAUGAAGAUUAUAUGAUAAAUGACAGAUUAUUAGUUACUGUUAGUAAUUCCGGCCAUGUUCAAGUUUUAAAUUGGAAAUAUGAUGAUAGCUUAAAAUAUCAUUUAGAUAAAACAGAAGAGACGAAAAAUAAAAAGGAUAAAAAAAAAAAAAUGGAAAUUUAUUUUAAGAAUUAUAAGAAAGAUGUACUGGACAAUAUUCAUUUUAAAAUAAUAGAAGAUAAAGAUAAUAAUAACAAAACAUUAAUGAGAGAAAAUGAAUAUAAAGAUGUUAUUAUGAAAGAUAUAUGUAAAGAAUAUCAUUAUAACAACAUGAUAUCAAAAAAAAGCAUAUUACAAUCAUAUAUUUUAAGUAAACCAAUUGAUGCUGCAUGUGUAAACGAAUUACUAACUAAUCGAUUAGCUAUAGGAGGAUAUAAAAACUGCUUAAAAGUUUUUGAUUUAUUUACAGGUACAUAUUUAUGGAAAUCAAAAGGAUUAGGAAUGAGUUUAUUAAAUUUAAAUUGUGAAACUCUUAUAAAAUCAAUUACUUUUUUGAAUGAUAUAAAUGUUAAUGUACUAUGUGCUGGGACUUAUAAUCACAAACUUAUACUAUAUGACAUGAGAUGUCAAAAUAAACCCGUGUAUAUUUAUGAUCAUUUUAAAAGUAAAAAUGUUAGUAAAGAUAAAUAUAAUUAUUUUAAUGAUAAUUAUUAUGAAAGUGAUCUAGUUUUUACAAAUAUAUGCAGCAACUCAUAUAUAUUUAAUGAACAGUAUAAAGAUAUUGAUAGAGAUACCCAUAAUAAAAUAAAAAACAGUGAAGAAAAGGAAUAUAUAAAAGAAAAAAAAGAAAAAAGUGAGCAUAUAAAAGAAGAAGAAAAUAAUAUAGAUAAUUCAAAAAAUAUUUCAGAUUUAAAAGAAGAUAUAUACUUAAAAUUUAACACACAUGAAUUAGUAUUAAAAAACUUUAAAAUUUUAAAAACGUUACAGAAAAAAAAAAAUAUAGAAAAAGAAAAAAAAAAAAUUUUUGAAAUAAAAAAAGAGAAGUUAGAAAAAAAGAAUGUGAAAAAAAUAAUAAAAGAGGAAAAUAACGUUAAUUCUAUUUUAAAAGUAAAAAAAAAUGGAAUAAACAAAAAAAAAAAAAAAAAAGAAGAUAUAAACUAUAAUAAAAAAGUUAAAAAUAACGAUAUUAUUCCUACUAGAAAAGAAGAAAACAUAAAGAAUUAUUUCAUAAAAAAUUUUUCUAAUAAGGACAGCCAAAUUAUUUUUGUCUCAGAUAAUUAUGGUAAUGUUUAUGAAUUUGAAAUAGCAACAGGAAAUAGACUACUGAAUUAUAUAUAUAUUAAAAAAUGUGCAGAUACAAAUAUAAGAUAUAAAAAAAAAAGUAAUAAUUAUUUAAUGAAAAAUAAAGAAAAAUUAUAUGCUUUUUACAAAGAUUAUCAACAAAAUAAUAAAACUCACAUGAGAAAUGAUUUACCUCCUAUGUGGGCAAAAAACAAUUUUGAUCAAUUUAUAAUUACACUUGUGAAAAAAUUCAAAAUUCAUAAUGGUGCUAUAUCAUCUUUAAGUUUACAUAAAAAAGGAAACUUUUUGUGUUCAGCAAGUUAUGAGAGAUUUAUAAGCAUAUUAAAUAUAAAAAGCAAAACAAUUAUUAAGCGAGUACAUGUAGGACAUAUAUUAACAGGCUGUUUAUUUCAUUCUCAAUUUUUUAAUGAUAACGAAGAUCAAACAGAACAUAUAGAUGAAAAUGAAUGUGAAAGUUGGGAAGAUUCUUCAAUUUCUUCUUAUAGUUAUUUGAAUGGAAUUGAGAAAAAAAAUGAAUUAAAUGAUAACGAAUUGUUUGAUGGAGAAUUAUAUGAUGAACAUGAAGAAAGUAAUAAUUCUGAUAAUUAUGACUAA
This is a messenger RNA of Plasmodium relictum, 2274 nucleotides long. Its product is annotated as conserved Plasmodium protein, unknown function. The transcript has 2 exons. Lineage: Eukaryota; Apicomplexa; Aconoidasida; Haemosporida; Plasmodiidae. Gene Ontology annotation, biological process: ribosomal large subunit biogenesis. The coding region runs from base 1 to 2274 and encodes 757 amino acids. The record is from RefSeq and is a predicted model, not a curated record. Gene Ontology annotation, molecular function: protein binding. Gene Ontology annotation, cellular component: nucleolus; preribosome, large subunit precursor.